GCCCUCCCAACGGAAAGUAUUGCUUCCGGGUGAGACGAGGCGACCUCUCUUCCCGUGACGCUGGCCUCUUCCUUUCCGGUGCUGAUUGCCGCCUGCGAGGACACUCGAAAAUGGCACCUCGUAAGGGCAAGGAAAAGAAGGAAGAGCAGGUCAUCAGUUUGGGACCCCAGGUUGCUGAAGGAGAGAAUGUGUUUGGAGUCUGCCACAUCUUUGCUUCCUUCAAUGACACUUUUGUUCACGUAACUGAUCUGUCUGGCAAAGAAACAAUCUGUCGGGUCACUGGUGGGAUGAAAGUGAAGGCUGACAGAGAUGAGUCUUCUCCUUAUGCGGCCAUGUUGGCUGCCCAGGAUGUGGCCCAAAGGUGCAAGGAGCUGGGGAUCACUGCCCUUCACAUCAAGCUAAGGGCGACAGGAGGAAACAGAACAAAGACUCCUGGACCCGGAGCCCAGUCUGCCCUCAGGGCUUUGGCUCGAUCUGGCAUGAAAAUUGGUCGCAUUGAGGAUGUAACCCCCAUUCCUUCAGACAGCACCCGCAGAAAGGGCGGUCGCCGUGGUCGUCGUCUGUAAACAGGAGCUGUUAUCUUUCAUCAUUAAAGAUUUCCAAUAAA
This is a messenger RNA of Anolis sagrei ordinatus, 607 nucleotides long. It is a transcript of the gene RPS14, whose product is annotated as ribosomal protein S14. Gene Ontology annotation, cellular component: ribosome; cytosolic small ribosomal subunit. Gene Ontology annotation, molecular function: structural constituent of ribosome. Lineage: Eukaryota; Metazoa; Chordata; Lepidosauria; Squamata; Anolidae. The record is from RefSeq and is a predicted model, not a curated record. Gene Ontology annotation, biological process: translation; ribosomal small subunit assembly.